This is a messenger RNA of Aspergillus alliaceus, 1069 nucleotides long. RefSeq lists its product as uncharacterized. Lineage: Eukaryota; Fungi; Ascomycota; Eurotiomycetes; Eurotiales; Aspergillaceae. The record is from RefSeq and is a predicted model, not a curated record. The transcript has 2 exons. Bases 374 to 952 code for a protein of 192 amino acids.
UCUAUGCUACGACUUACGGUCGACGUUGACUGAUUAUGCGGUUAUGAUCUGUUGUUGAUCUUAUCUCGGCGGCUCCCUGUUGUUCCCUCUCCGAAUGCCGCCCGAGAAUGAAGAUGGACCAAGAGACUGCGCAUUAUGCACGCCGCAGUAUCCCAUGCUUAACCGGGAUGAAGUCCAGGGGACUCAAAAGCCACCGCAAUCGAUCCAUAUCACGCUUAUGUGGGCACUGAGUUGGUGAAGACCUUUGACUUGGCACUUAGCAUCCUGGGAAUCAAGGCCUCGCUGACUAGAAGUGUUUACAUCUCUAUCUCUUCAUAUGCAGCGCGGGUCAAGAAAUUCUUCGACGGAUGCGUGAACAUCAUAGAUUUCUGGAAUGAUUCGUGACUUAUCCCAGACACAGUUGCCCCAAUCAUACCUUCCACAGCCAUCCGUCGACGCGCAAAUACCGCCCAAAAUUCUGGUGGCUGAUGCUAUCAAGCCACCAAGUAGUACAUACUCAAUCAAGAUACAACGCGAGAUAUGCUUCGCGAGCGCUGGGAAACCUCACGUUUCACAGGCUACGGAAGUAUACCAGGACCACGUGGCACAAAACCUCCAUUAUACACUCAUCCAUCGACCUGAGACACCCAACCUGACAUCCAUAUACCACUUACCCCAAACAAACAGACAAACCAUAAUACCAAACCUACCCCCCUACACCCUCUCAAUCCUCCACACCCUCACCCGAACCCAAACCCAACAAGGCAGCCCACCACCCCGAAAUGCAAUCCCUAACCCAGAAUUGCAACCACGAAUGCAGCUUCAUACCCUCCAAACCCCUCCGAAAAACCCACAGCAACCCCCACUUCGCCCUCCGAUACUGGGUCCCCAACCACGAAAUGAAAAUGUGCGGCCACGCAACCGUCGGCACAGUCUGGCUACAUCACUUGGGACUGCUACCGCUUGCAAAUAAACUUUGAACCUCGACCAUAUCUACCGAGGUAGAAGCGCUCGUUAUCCUUCCUGAGAAUGAAAAUGGAAACGAACAUGAACAGGGGGCGUGAGUAUUAGUUUCGCAGCCUGCCAGCCG